AUGCCGUACUAUAGCGAUCCGUCUGUCAAGUACAAAAAGUUCAUCAAUCCAGUUAAAUUACAGGAUAGACAAUGGCCAUCUAAGUCCCUCCACAAAGCCCCUCGUUGGUUAGCAACGGAUUUAAGGGAUGGUAAUCAGGCAUUGCCAGAUCCGAUGUCCCUAGAGGAAAAGAAGUUGAUGUUGGGUAAAUUAUGUGAUAUGGGUUUUAAAGAAAUCGAAGUUUCAUUCCCCAGUGCAUCGGGUGUCGAUUUCCAAUUCACACAAUAUGCCGUCAAGACUGUUCCCGAUGAUGUGUAUGUGCAAGUUUUAUCACCUUGUCGUGAGGAACUGAUUUACAAGACGGUAGAAUCCCUCAAAGGUGCUAAAAAUGCAAUCGUACACUUAUAUUUGGCGACAUCUACAUGUUUUCGGCAAAUAGUGUUUAACAAUAUGUCACAAGAGGAAGCCAAAGAGAAGGCUGUUAAGUGUACAAAAUUGGUUAGAUCACUAACGAAGGAUAAUCCUGAUGCACAAUUCACUAAUUGGUCCUAUGAAUUUUCACCUGAGACCUUUUCUGAUAGUGAUCCUGAAUUUGUAAUUGAAAUUUGUGAAGCCGUUAAGGAAGCAUGGAGUCCAUCGAGGGAAAAUCCUAUAGUAUUUAAUUUGCCAGCGACUGUGGAAAUGGCAACACCCAAUGUUUAUGCUGACCAGAUUGAAUAUUUUUGCAGGAACAUCUCUAAACGUGAUACUGUAUGUGUUUCGUUACACCCCCAUAAUGAUAGAGGUUGUGCCGUGGCCGCGGCAGAAUUGGCUCAGCUUGCAGGUGCUGAUCGUGUUGAAGGUUGUCUCUUUGGCAACGGUGAGCGUACAGGUAAUGUAGAUUUGGUUACACUGGCACUUAAUCUUUAUACACAAGGAAUUUCACCAAAUUUAGAUUUCCAUGAUAUGGCUUCUAUCAUCGAUGUUGUGGAAAAAUGUACUAAAUUACCAGUACACCCCAGAGCUCCAUAUGGUGGGCAAUUAGUCGUCUGCGCAUUUAGCGGAUCUCAUCAAGACGCUAUUAAGAAAGGAUUUCAAAGAUACGAUGCACAAAUGGAGACAAUACCACAAGGUACUGUGGUCCCAUGGCAAUUACCAUAUCUACCGCUCGAUCCACAGGAUAUUGGUAGGACUUAUGAAGCGAUUAUUAGGGUUAAUUCACAAUCAGGUAAGGGCGGUGCAUCAUGGGUUAUUCUCAAAAACAUGCAGUUAGACUUACCUCGUGGUUUACAAGUUGCCUUCUCUAGAGUUGCACAAGCUGAAACUGAAGCAAUCGGUAGAGAAUUACAAUCUAGGCAAUUGUGCAAAUUAUUUGCAACCACCUAUUUUGUGGACGUCGAGGGGAACUUUGGAUUAGUGGAUUACGAAUUUGCAAGAAAUAAGGGUUCGUGCUUUCUCAAAGUGUUUUUAUCUGUUAAAGGUGAUCCACAAGUAAAAGAACUAUCAGGUGAAGGUAAUGGUCCAAUUUCAUGUUUCAUCAGUGCUAUAAAUUCCAAAUUGCAUUUAAAAUUGGAUGUGCAAGACUAUCAUGAACACUCUCUUGGUAAAGAUUCGAAUUCUAAAGCUGCUACUUAUAUUUCAGUAUCGACAACUGGUGAUAAUCCGCACGUCCAAUGGGGGGUUGGUAUUCACGAGGACGUUACACAAGCUUCCUUUUUGUCUCUAAUUUCAUGUUUAAACUCGUUGAGUCGUGACAAUUGUAUAUAA
Molecule: messenger RNA, 1725 nt
Organism: Zygosaccharomyces rouxii
Lineage: Eukaryota; Fungi; Ascomycota; Saccharomycetes; Saccharomycetales; Saccharomycetaceae
Product: 2-isopropylmalate synthase
Exons: 1
Coding region: 1-1725 (574 amino acids)
Biological process (GO): L-leucine biosynthetic process
Cellular component (GO): mitochondrion
Molecular function (GO): 2-isopropylmalate synthase activity
Source: RefSeq, a predicted model, not a curated record